This is a messenger RNA of Polypterus senegalus (gray bichir), 1861 nucleotides long. RefSeq names its product mitochondrial ribosomal protein S17 (gene mrps17). Gene Ontology annotation, molecular function: structural constituent of ribosome. The transcript has 3 exons. Lineage: Eukaryota; Metazoa; Chordata; Cladistia; Polypteriformes; Polypteridae. Gene Ontology annotation, biological process: mitochondrial translation. The record is from RefSeq and is a predicted model, not a curated record. Gene Ontology annotation, cellular component: mitochondrial small ribosomal subunit; ribosome. The coding region runs from base 152 to 583 and encodes 143 amino acids.
AGCACAUGUAGUAUUUAAAGACGUGUGAAUGAAUGGAAGUAGUUUAUGGUAUUUUUUGAACGUAUUUAUCGAUUUGAUUACAGAUUAAAAAUAACGUAACAUAGCGUGAAGUGAAUAAAAACUAUGCUCACGGUAGACCUGAAACACGAAUAUGUCCCUGAAAACUGCAGCCGUCCAUGCCAAAUGGGUUAUUGGCAAGGUAAUCGGCACCAAAAUGCAUAAGACAGCAAAAGUCCGAGUAACACGUCUUGUACUUGAUCAAUAUUUGCAUAAGUACUACAACAAAAGGAAGACCUACUUUGCCCAUGAUGCUUUAGAACAGUGUACUGUAGGUGAUAUUGUUCUUCUGAAAGCUCUUCCAGAAAGGAGAACUAAACAUGUAAAACAUGAACUUGCUGAAAUUGUGUUUAAAGUUGGAAAUGUCAUUGAUCCAUUAACUGGAAAGAAGGUGGCUGGAACCAAAUUCAUAGAACCUCUGGGAGAGCCCACUGAAGAUUCUGCAGGAUCUUUGACAAACAAGCUAGAUAAAUUAACCCUCUCUGCUGCUCCAGGAGAAGCCCAUGAAAAAAACUCUGAACUGUAAAUUCCCAUUUGGUUCUAUAUACAGUGUAUAUACUCAAAUAUGCAAAUCUUUAUUUCAAAUUAUGUUGCAAGUAGUCUGUUGGUGGUUUCUUUUCUAAUGCCUAUUAAAUAUUAAAUCAUUAACAUUUUUUACCUUCUAUGUGUAAUUGUAUAAUGUGUACACAUUUUUUAACCUACCAUUGUGUGUGUUAAAGUAAUUUGUGCUUACAUUUUUGUGAUUAUUCUUGUCCUAUUCCCAUCUAUUCUUCAUCCUACUAAAGAUUUUAACGUUAAAUAUGUAUUUUAAUUUCAAUUGGUUACAUUAUUUUAGCCAUAUGUAGUGUUUUACACUGUUUUAUAUUGCAAAUAUUUUUCUUUACUUUAAUAUCUCAGUUUUGAAUUUUUUUAUAUUGGUGAUUAACAAAGUUCUGUCUUGGGGACCCCCUGUGGCUGCACCUGUUUGUCCCAAACAAUGUCUGCUUUUAAUAGGACUCCUGCCUGAACUAAGCAAGCUUUUAUUUCCCAGUUUUUAUGUUUUGGCAUAACAUGGGUAUUACAAAUGUAUGUUUUCAAAAAUUUUAUAGGACUACAAUGGUGGAGGUAAUUUAAUGUUUUUUUGUUUUAUCUACAUUUUUAUGAUUUUCCAUUAUCCUCCCUUUCAUUGAACUUUUCCAGGUAUUCUCAUUAUUUAACACCUUGUUUUACCAAUGAGCAUAGUGGUUGGUCCGAUACUAAUGGAGUUGCAGGCUUUUGGCAUUCGGUGUUGUUUGCUGUCAUAUCUGCACUGCUUGGUGCUCUUUGUCAUUAUUACUGUUAUACAAUUAAGGGAGAAAUAAGGCGAAUAAGAAAAUGAAAAAAAUUUAAGAUCAAUGCAACAAAAAUACAAAUUUUAAAUUUGUAAGUGUAAAUCACACACAACUUGUUUUUAUGAAUUAAAAAUGGGGGGGUAUUUAAACAAUGUAAUAAAUUUAAAGUGAUUAACUAGGCUAGCACUGUGUAAUUAUAAUACAGUGUUUUUGUUUUGCAAUAUGCAUAAAACUAUUGCUAAAGAAAACAUAUAAGACAGGUCUAAAUAAUAUCCAAGCACUACAAAAAUAAAGUUAAACAUAUAUUACAAGAUGAGCACAGCCAUGGAGUGAAUAGGUACUUGUUCAGAAUUAAGGAAAACAUUGCAGAAUAUGCAGUGAUUGUAUACCACAAAAUACUGUGUAAGACCAUGUGUAUGUUUAAAAAUGUAGUAAUUUAAAGUAAAACUUUUCCAAAACUAAUAAUAUAAAGUAAACUUAUGCAAUACCUUUUG